AUGGAACCCAAGCCCAAUCUGGACGUCGAGGCGGAGGCGCGCGAGUCCAAGUCCUCGCUCGCGACUGCCGUGCACGAGGUGCCCCGCGUGCCGCCGGGUCCUGCCGCGGCCCCGGCUGCGCUGCGGCGGUUCGGCAGCCCGCGGACACGGGUGCUGGAUCCCCGGGUGAAGGUGCCCGGCGAGUUCCGGACGCUCAGGCGAGUACCCGACGCGUUGUUCCUGCAAACUCAAGAGGCGGCGGCGCUCAGCGCGAGACCUGGAAAGGGGACUGUGAAAGAUCUUUCCGAGCUCAUCUGGCACACGCUGCCUAAGGACGAGGUCUGCACGAGCCUCGGGGUCUCUGAGCAGCGGGGGCUCGACGCCUCGAUCGCGUCCCGCCGGCUGGCAGCGAAUGGGAAGAAUGUCAUCAGCCGCCCCCCGCGCAACCUCGCGCGGAAGGUGUUCUUCUACUUCUUUGGAGGUUUCGGGAGUCUGCUUUUCGUCGCAUCGAUCAUCUGCUUUAUCUCGUGGCGUCCACUGGGCGACCCGAAUCCCUUCGCGCCGAAUCUCGCGCUGGCAGUCGUGCUCUUGAUCGUGAUCGUCGUGCAGGCGAUCUUCAAUGCGUGGCAGGACUACACCACUGGAACGGUGAUGGCAUCCAUCGCGGGUCUGCUGCCUACGGAUGUGCUGGUUACGAGGGAUGGCGACAAGUUCAAGUUACCCGCGGCGGAGCUUGUCUCCGGGGACAUCGUGACCAUAUCCCUCGGCGCGAAGGUCCCUGCCGACCUGCGCCUGCUCGAAGUGUCGAGCGACCUGCGGUUCGACCGAUCGAUGUUGACGGGCGAGAGCACGGAGAUCUCCGCCUCGACCGAUUGUACAGACAAGAACUUCAUGGAAUCGCGCAACAUCGCACUACAAGGAACACUUUGCACGAGCGGAUCUGGGCUUGGGGUCGCUGUUGGGCUCGGGGACAACACGGUCUUCGGGCGGAUCGCGAAGCAGGCCAGUCGGGAGCGGCCGACGCGGACCACACUCGAGGUGGAGAUCCUCCGGUUCGUGCUGAUCAUCGGCGGGAUGGCGUUCCUCGUUGCGGUCUUCAUCGUCAUUCUUUGGGCCGCUUGGCUGCGUCGCGACUACCCCGGAUUCAUUAACGUUCCCGCUCUGCUCAUAGAUUGCGUGUCUGUCGCAGUGGCCUUUAUCCCCGAGGGACUGCCAGUCUGUGUGACUCUGUCAUUGACCGUGAUCGCCGGUCGGAUGCGCGCAAACUCGAUCCUGUGCAAGUCGCUGUCAACCGUCGAAUCGCUCGGCUCCGUCGACUUCAUCGCUUCGGACAAGACAGGGACGCUUACCCAGAACAAAAUGACGGCAGUCAAUAUUGUCGUUGGCUUGGACGGCGUGGCAGCGGCCGACGCGCGGGUCCGCGCUGCCAAGGGCGACCGGGAAGUGUCAGAGCUCGCUGCAUUGGCCGCGCUGUGCAACGACGCGGCGUUCGAAGCGAGCAAGGUCGAAGAAGCGUUGGAAGAUCGGAAAGUCAACGGAGACGCGACUGACACUGGUCUCCUGCGUUUCGCGGAAAGCAUCCUUUCGACGGAUCAGCUACGUGCCUGCUGGUCUGUCGCUGGAAAAAUCGCGUUCAACUCGAAGAACAAAUUCGCCGUCAAAUGUCUAUCCUCUGCUUCUCAAGACGCAGUGUUCUCAUAUAUCGGGCCCGGAGAAUACUUGCUGGCAGUCAAGGGCGCACCUGAUGUCCUGAUGAAACGGUGCAGCACGUUCCUGCAUGAGGGAGAGAAUCGGCCACUGGACGCACCGGCGCUUGCCCGUCUGGCGGAGCUCCAGCAGCAAUACGCGUCCCGCGGCCAGCGGGUGUUGCUUUUAGCCAAAAAGGUUUUGCGGAAUGUGGCACCCAGCGACAGCGCGCUCGAAGACUUCCUGCUCGCAGAGAACGUCGGGCUCACGGUCGUGGGGCUCAUCGCGCUUGUCGACCCGCCGAGACCAGAGACCGAGGAGACCGUGCGCGUCUGCCGCAGGGCCGGGAUUCGGUUCGCCAUGGUGACGGGUGACUUUUCGCUCACUGCGGCCGCGAUCGCGCGGCAGGUCGGUAUCAUCACGACGCCCGACACGGCGAUCCAGCAUCUCGCGGACCUGCCGGCGGACCUGGCGCUCGACCGCAUCCCGGCGUACGUGCCGAAGGAGGAGGGCGACGCGCUGCGGAGUCUGGUGCUCAGCGGCCCGGAGAUGAUGACCAUGACCGAGGCGCACUGGAAGCAGGUCCUCACGUUCGACGAGAUCGUGUUCGCGCGGACGUCCCCGCAGCAGAAGCUGCAGAUUGUGCGGGCGUUCCAAGGCAGCGGGUGCACGGUGGCUGUGACCGGGGAUGGAGUCAACGACGCGCCCGCGCUCAAACAGGCCGACGUCGGAGUUGCCAUGGCCGGCGGAUCUGAAGUAGCUAUGGAAGCAGCGGAUCUCGUCCUGCUCUCGGACAACUUCUCAACGAUCGUCACGGGCAUCAAGUACGGCCGACUCUGCUUCGAGAACCUGCGCAAGUCGAUCCUGUACCUCCUCCCCGCCGGCAGUUUCUCCGAGCUCAUUCCCGUCAUUUUGAACGUGCUUUCGGGUGUCCCGCAGGCGUUGAGCAGCAUCCAGAUGAUCAUCAUUUGUGUCGCAACAGAUGUGUUGCCGGCGCUGUCGCUGGUGUACGAGCAGCCGGAGGCAGACCUACUCCUCCGCCGCCCGCGCAACCGCAAGACCGACCGCCUCGCCGACGUCAAGCUACUGUGCCACGCGUACUUGUUCAUCGGCAUCCUCGAGACCCUCACGUCGAUGGUCGCGGCGUUCUACUUCGGUUUCGCGCGGAACGGGAUUCCAUUCUCGCAGAUCUGGAGAAAGUACGGCUCGUCGACGGUCGACGCGGCGUGGCUGGCGGAGGUCACCAGCCGCGCGCAGUCGCUCUACUUCUUCAACCUCGUGAUCAUGCAGUGGUUCAACCUGCUCUCGACGCGCACCCGCCGCCUGUCGAUAUUCCAGCAAAACCCGCUCGGCGCGCGCGAGACGCGCAACGUGCUGCUGUUCCCCGCGAUGGCGUGCGCGCUGGUCCUCGCGAUCUUCUUCUCGUACGUGCCGUGGUUCCAGCGCGUGUUUUUGACGCGCGGGAUCCCCGCCGAGUUUUUCUUCCUGCCCAUCGCGUAUGGGCUGGGGCUGCUGUUCCUGGACGAGAUGCGCAAGUGGUGGAAUCGCGCGCACCCGAAGGGCUUGCUGGCGAAAAUCGCGUGGUGAAAGACCAGUAGGUGUUGAAUGAUCAAGUCGAGAAUUUCCUUACAAUUUUGUAAUGCGUGAAAAACCUGCUCUCAUCGCCGCACUGGUCCAAUGGCU
Molecule: messenger RNA, 3348 nt
Organism: Mycena citricolor
Lineage: Eukaryota; Fungi; Basidiomycota; Agaricomycetes; Agaricales; Mycenaceae
Source: the annotation of a GenBank genome assembly